AUGACACGCGUUCAACUCUGGAUAUAUGAAUUAGCUAGUUUCCAGAGAGAAGGGGUACAACCAUGUACAGAAGAUCAUCAAGACUUGGCCUCAUUUGGUAUUGACUAUAGUGGUCCUCUUCCAUCAGGUGAGUAUGAUGGGGAGACGUGCAGUGAUGUUUCGGUUGAAGUUCCUGAAAUUCCAUACCCUUUGAAUGAUGCAGCUAUCAACCAAUUGAAGUUUGAAAUUGAUCUCAUUGAGGAGUCUUCCUGUUAUGGAAUUGACAUUUAUGUGAAAGCAGUGGAAAUGGUGAAUGAACUUUCAAGACUUGUCUCAGCUUAG
Messenger RNA from Porites evermanni, 321 nucleotides. NCBI's taxonomy places the organism in Eukaryota, Metazoa, Cnidaria, Anthozoa, Scleractinia, Poritidae. The record is from the annotation of a GenBank genome assembly.